Molecule: messenger RNA, 2587 nt
Organism: Ostrinia furnacalis (Asian corn borer)
Lineage: Eukaryota; Metazoa; Arthropoda; Insecta; Lepidoptera; Crambidae
Gene: Ethr
Product: ecdysis triggering hormone receptor
Exons: 3
Coding region: 66-1730 (554 amino acids)
Biological process (GO): G protein-coupled receptor signaling pathway
Cellular component (GO): plasma membrane
Molecular function (GO): thyrotropin-releasing hormone receptor activity
Source: RefSeq, a predicted model, not a curated record
GUAUAAAGAAAAUGGUGACGUCAUAGCCGUCAACAAUGUGAAACUAUGAACUGAGUGCCUCUCACAUGAUUUCUUUAAACAACUUCACACAUACGACGAAUGUUAGCACACCGUUGCACAGACAGUUCACGUACACAACCGAAAAUGGCUAUCAGAAUAGCGAGAUGUUCGUAUACGAGUUCGAAAAUUCGAGUUUCGAGGAGGCGAACUUUUCGAAUUCGAGUUUCGAGUCGAAUGGGAACUAUUCGGAGUACGCGGAGAUUCCGUAUUACAUAAAGGCUACGUCGAUGACUUUUUGUAUAGUGAUAAUGUGUUUGGGCGUGAUAGGGAAUGUGAUGGUGCCAAUAGUGAUUCUGAAGACGAAGGACAUGAGGAAUUCAACGAACAUUUUCCUAGUGAAUCUGAGUAUUGCGGACCUGAUGGUGCUUUUGGUGUGCACUCCUACAGUGCUGGUGGAAGUGAAUUCUAAGCCGGAGACGUGGGUGCUGGGGAAAGAACUAUGUCUAGCAGUCCCUUUCGUGGAGCUGACGGUGACCCACGCCUCGGUCCUCACGAUCCUGGCUAUCAGCUUCGAGCGGUAUUACGCAAUCUGCGAGCCCUUGAGAGCUGGAUACGUCUGCACCAAGACCAGGGCAGCGCUGAUAUGUGCUCUGGUCUGGUUCUUCGCUGCACUGUUCACCAGCCCCAUCCUUGGCGUGGCCACAUUCACCUACGAGCACUACGACGACGGCACCGAAGUCCCGGUCUGCCUCACCCAAGCAGACACCUUCUGGUCUGCUCUCUUCUUCAUCCUCACCAUCGCUGUCUUCUUCAUCGUACCCCUCGGCGUUCUACUAGUCCUCUACAGCGUCAUCGCAAAAAACCUCAUGGAAAACCCGGCCAUCAUCGCCCAGAACACAAAAAACACCAGCAACACUGGCAACGUCAUCAGAUACAGAAAACAAGUCAUCCUAAUGCUGGGAACAGUCGUACUAUCAUUCUUCCUAUGUCUACUACCGUUCAAAGCGUUAACGCUGUGGAUUAUCGUAUUCCCCCCUGAGACAAUAAUGUCAUUAGGCAUAGAUGGUUAUUAUAUACUUUUGUAUUUUUGUAGGGUUAUGCUGUAUUUAAACUCGGCUAUCAAUCCGAUCCUGUACAAUUUGAUGUCAUCCAAAUUCAGGGAAGGAUUCGUGAAGCUGCUUAAGAUAAAUAAGUUGAUGAGGUGCAGUAGGAAUUUAAGGGAGAACAUGCAAAGGCGAGACACUUUCAAUACGACCACAUCUACUGGAUUUUCGAGUAGCAAAGACCAUUCAGAUUCUUUCUGGAGACGCUACAGUAAUAGAACAUCGUCCCAGAAGAAUAUUAUCAAUAGGGAAAGCAAAAGAAUCAAAGAAAUCGACGUUACUGCCAAACCGUUAAAAGUAAGUGAAAUCAUCAACGUCCAGAACACAAGGCGUAAUAGCAUGAAGAUAAUAGCAGCUAUGAACGAAGUCAACGACAACAUUGAAGUGGAAAUACAUGAUAAUCAUUUAGAUAAUAACGAUGAAGCAAUAACUGAAGAAGUCGAUCAGAACAAUAAGCAGAUACAAAUACUGAAUUUAGAUGUUAAGACCAAUAAUGUGUAUUCUAUAACGUUAGAUGUAAACGAGAAUGGGGAGGGGAGAAACAGGUUUGUAUGUGUGCCGGCGCAGGAUAGAGAGAACAAAAAUAUAUUUGUAUACGACUUUAAGAGCAAAGAGAGUUUUGUGUAGGCGUAGGUUUUUUACGUGGGUGAUUGGACCGAUCCUGAACGUUUCUGUGAACGAUGUUUGGCCUAAUUUUGAGAUUUUUUGCUGUCUAAGUCUUCAUAUCAAAAGUAUAUAUCCACAGACAAUACUAGGAGCCAUUUUGUAUAACAAUUAGAAUCACUCGUUUAUUAAUUUCAAACAAUGUUGUAGAAUUCUUUGGGGAAGGCAUUGGACAACUGUCUAGCAGUAGUCUUUUGACAGAAAUUAGAAUUAUUAUGAUCAGGUGAUUUGGUAUCCACUGGAGGAGUACGACCCUCUCUAAUCUACCAGAGGCAAAUGGAGGAUUUAGCUUUCACUCCCCACGAUGGCCAGACGAAUUGGAGAGGCAUAGGGACUCGUACAUGACGACAGGACCGACGACAUCGUAAAGGUAGCGGGAAAGCGCUGGACGCAGGCCGCUGCCAACAUGGAAAGCAUUGGGGGAGGCCUAUGUUCAGCAGUGGACAUCCUGUGGCUGAGAUGAUGAUGAGGUACUCGUACAUAAGCAUCUUUGCUCAUUGGUCAUUUUAGUUAAUUUAUUUAGUUUUAGAGACAACAAAAUCUCAAAAUCAGGUCCAAUAUACUGUGGUGCGAUUGGCCAAAGGCAAAAAAGCAUUUAUAUUAUGUACCUAAUCUUAGAAAUAAUAUGCGUUUGUAAAAUUGUGUUUGGAUUGGAGUGUAUAUUUUAUAUGUUGACGACAUAUUUUUUAAUCAUUUUAAUGUGGUAUAAUAAACAUUUUAAUGAAAUGUAAAAUAAUGUGUACUACAAUUUCAUAAAAUGAAAAUAAAAUGUACUGUUUAGAAUGCCUUGAUUUUGUGCGAGAAAUAAAAUACAUGUUUUG